CAAAAAAAUUCUCUUAAAUAUAACAGUUUUAGGAUGUAAUAAAUUCACAGUUAAGUAGUCAAAAUUUAAAGUAAAGCAGUUACCAUAACGCCUUACCUGCAAUGGACAAUGUUUCGGAAAGGGCCCCGUCUCCCGCACGAUCUUCGCUAAGAGAACCUAGUUUUCGAGAACCUAGCAUUCAGCGAGAUCCAAGCCCUCAAAGAGUACCAAGCAUACAGCGGGGUCUAAGCCCUCAACGAGAGCCAAGCGUCCAACGAGAACCGAGUAUUCUACGAGAGCCAAGUAUUCAGCGAGAACCGAGUAUUCAACGAGGACCGACCCCUUCAAGACAACCGAGCAUUCAACGAGGACCAAGCCCUCCAAGGCAGCCAAACAUUCAACGGGAACCUAGCAUUCAACGAGAGCCUAUUGUUCAAUCAGAACCUAAACGAAACUCUCUAGUCGGAAGUCGACAGGCAUCUGUUUCAUCUCCAAAAAAAGGUUCCCAUACAUCGCCCCGCAUGUCCGUUAAAGGUUCGCCUGCUAGGGGCAGUAGAACUCACUCACCAGUGAAACAAAUGUCUCAUGAUAUAUUAAAAAACAAAAUCAGCAUUUCUAACGCAAGUCAAAAAAUGGCAAGUAAAGAGGACACAAAAGAUACGAUUGCCAACCUUGAACCACAAGGACAACGUAUUAGUAAACAUAUCGAGCAGUUAAAUGAUUCGGUGAAAAAACUGGCUUUGCAAACGUCUGGCUCACAUUCGGAAGCUUUAGACACGAAUAUAGAUAAAAUUGCAGAGAUGAGUAAAAUACUUACAGACGAGGCCAACACUCUCAGGCAAUCCAUCAAGCAUUUGUCAGAGGACAUCUGUCGCACGGAAGUCGGGUUUGGACGAUAUACGGAAGAUAUAACAGAUUUCCCGUAUCAUCUCUUUUUAUUAGAAAUCAUUAUCAAUAAAAUUCAAAUGAAAUGUGAUUGCUUCGAUAUGGACUGCAAUAAUCUCGUUAUAUCCGCACAUUUUCUGGGCAAACAUCCCAUAAUAUUAUACGACUCGAAUACUAACGGCUGUGUUGAAGACUUUUUCAAAAUAAAUAUUGGAAAAUCCAUCAUGUUUGCCAUGACGUACGACAAAAUUUGUGCCAUCAAGGACUUUGAAAUCGUUCUAGAUUUGAACAAGCAACCUCCAUGUUCACAUUGUGUAACUAAAAUAGGAACAUCUAAGAUGGAUUACACUAAAGAAUUCUUAGGUUUGAGAGAAGAAUUAUGUAUGAAAUGGGCCGAUGAACAGCCAAAAGAUAAUAUUAUUUGCACCACAUCCACUCCGAUGCUCAAAAAUCAGUUUUAUAUACUUUGCAGCGAUAGCGAAGAUAACGAUGCGAUUGGUAUAAUAGAGGUGUCCGUGCGAAUGUCAUUCUUGGGCAAAGAGAUCACGACGGCAUUUUCCGCUUCACCGACGCCAAAAGGAACCUCACGUUUGCUGAAGGAAGGCAACGGUAUGACGAUGUACUCUUGUCAAAAAGUGGAAAUGGAUGAACAAGGAAAAGUAUUAUUGGAUGAAGACGUUCUCGGCAAAAACAGCUGCAGACCUCUCACCAGGAGUGCUAGUCCGAUGUCAGAGAUUUCUUCAUUAUCUACUCGAAAACCUCAUUACACGGGAGGUUAUAUGGAUCACAAUAAUCUAGGUGGUAUGCCGAGAUACGAUGAAAUUUUUACAAAAAUGAAUGACAACGAGUUGAAAAUACGAGUACCCAAAAGCACGAAAGUGGAACGAGUUGGAAGAUACGAGAAAAUUCAGGAACUUUGUGAGUGCGAAGAGACGCCGUACAACACGGGAGACCAGAUACAGUUCCAGCUGCCUUCGGACAUCCGCAAGACAGACAACACCUACACGUCAAAUCUUAAAUACACCAUCGAUACUCCGGUCAAAACGUACGAUAAAAAGAAUAGAAAAGUUAUAAAUGUUACUCCGACCAACUGCUCCGUGCCUGUGGAUAUGGAGAAGAGGUUGCACUCACAAAAGGAUGUUUUUAUUCUCAAAAUUGGGAAAAAACUAGAAACUAAAGACAAAAAGACUGACUUAGAAAUAGAACUUGUGACUCCAAAAGCUCCUGGGUCCGAACCCGUUGAAAAUAAUACAGUCUCUCAACAAGUCAGCAAAUCUAAAAUAAAGGAUAAAAAGAAGAAUAAAAACAAAAAAGGCGAAAAAGGAAAGAAAGCCAGUGCGAAGGCAUCCAAGACUAAGAAAGCGAAAAAAACAAAAUAAUAGACUUUAAUCAAUUUAA
This is a messenger RNA of Cydia amplana, 2262 nucleotides long. RefSeq lists its product as uncharacterized. The coding region runs from base 102 to 2243 and encodes 713 amino acids. Lineage: Eukaryota; Metazoa; Arthropoda; Insecta; Lepidoptera; Tortricidae. The transcript is spliced from 2 exons. The record is from RefSeq and is a predicted model, not a curated record.